AUUCUAUGGCACACUGCCCCACCUGCCACGGAGGUUACUGUGACUUUGUCAAUCGAGACACGUGUCACAUGUGUAAAUUUGACUUACAUGAGGGACAAUUACCUCAUGUUCAUUGUUUGAAGGAAAAUGAACAUUGCAACGUUAACCACAACACGCUCUGCUGCAGUGACGAGUCCUGCAUAGCACGUGCAUUUGGAUCUUUUUAUCCCAGUGCUUCAUCUAUACGUCCUACUACAAGCAAAGAAAUCCACAUUACUGAUCCCAGUGUUCAUUGCCCCCAUUGUCAUGGAGGAUUCUGUGACUUUGUGAAUCGUGACACGUGUCACAUGUGUAAAUUCCACCUACAUACCGGACAGUUUCCAGAUGUCCAUUGUUUGAAGGGAAAUGAACAUUGCCAUGAAAACCAUGACACCCUUUGUUGCAAAGAAGAAUCGUGUAUAGCCAAUGCUUUCGGAACAUAUUAUCCAAGGACUCCAUCGACCUACCCCACCACAGCUUCAAACAAAACAACCUCCACACACCAUGUUAUGAACCAGCAGAGAAGGUAUGUAUCCUGUCCAAUAUGCAGUCACGGCGUCUGUGAUCCUUCUAGAAGUUACACCUUCUGUACAGGAUGUGUUUAUCAUGAGGAUCAUAAAACCACAACAUGUAUAAAGCACGGGCAUGAACAAGAAUGUAAAGACAGGGAUAAACAGAUUUGCUGCCUCACUGACGAGUGUAUAACAAAAUGGUUUGGAGUUGUAGUGAAUACUAUCGACCAAGGAAGCAGUUCACUACAAAACUUUAUUUUUUGUCCAAGUUGUGAUCACAAUGGUAAAUGCCACUUCUCGCUCUGCGAUAAAUGUGAAUACCACACUGACCACAGUCCUCCACAUCUUAGAUGUUUACAGCAG
Molecule: messenger RNA, 893 nt
Organism: Saccostrea cuccullata (small rock oyster)
Lineage: Eukaryota; Metazoa; Mollusca; Bivalvia; Ostreida; Ostreidae
Exons: 10
Source: RefSeq, a predicted model, not a curated record